CUUAAAAAGUUAAUUCUUCUCAUUCUACUAAUUAAAGCAGAUUCCCAGCAGAAUCUUUAACACAUAAUAGCACUACAUAUAUUUUAUUUGAUCAUCACCCAACUAUGAAUAGCCAAUCUAAUUUUCAAGAAUCACAACACCGCGUACCCUCUACAACUGCUUUUCCUUCAUCAGUUGAUCAUAUGGAUCGGCAAAAAUGGGUUACAUAUAUUAUGGGUCAUCCACCAGUUCCAAGAACUCACCCGGACAAUCAGAAAGCUGCCUUAUGGAAAUCUCACGAGGACAAGCGACACGAUUUUCAGCACCAGCAACCUUACCUUGUGUAUUCACCUGUUGACAGGCGUAACAACAACAAUCCACUUGAAUCUGCUGCUCAUGUGUUAAACUCUUGGAGUGACAAAGCUGAGACUAUUAGUCGCAACGUCUGGCGUAACUUGAAAACUGGGUCAUCAGUAUCAGAAGCAGCAUUUGGAAAACUUAAAUUGACAGCCAAGGCUUUAAACGAGGGAGGAUUUGAGCCAUUAUACAAGCAGAUGUUUGCAACAGAUCCAAAUGAACAGCUGAAGAAGACAUUUGCUUGUUACCUUUCUACAGCAACCGGUCCUGUUGCUGGAACUCUUUAUUUGUCAUCAACCAAGGUGGCUUUUUGCAGUGAUCGUCCCUUAUCUGUUAGAGGUCCAUCUGGACAGGAGGCUUGGAGCUACUAUAAGGUGGCCAUACCAUUGGCAAACAUUGACAGUGUCAACCCAGUAGUCAUGAGAGAAAAUCCAUCAGAAAGGUAUAUUCAAAUUGUCGCCAUCGAUGGUCAUGACUUUUGGUUCAUGGGAUUGAUCUAUUUUGAGAAAGCAAAGCAUCAUCUCCUAGAGACUUUAUCACAUUUUAGAGGCCAACCUUAUGGUGGAUAUUGAAAUGUGGCACAACCCCUUGUUAAUCACUACUAUGUGAUGAAAUGUUAUGCGAGUGACAUUUUCUUGGAUUGUCCUUUGUUUGUCCCCCUAUAUAUUUCGAAGAGAUAUUAAUGUACCAUUGCUAGUAUGUUCCAUAACACAGAUUUUGGGUGUA
Molecule: messenger RNA, 1062 nt
Organism: Lycium ferocissimum
Lineage: Eukaryota; Viridiplantae; Streptophyta; Magnoliopsida; Solanales; Solanaceae
Product: GEM-like protein 5
Exons: 3
Coding region: 105-908 (267 amino acids)
Source: RefSeq, a predicted model, not a curated record